GGCACGUAACCGCCGUAGCGCGAUGAUCAGAAUGACGUAGGCCCUGUCUCAGAUCGGCCAGGCACAAUCAGGGACCCCCGACGGCUUCCUUCAAGAAUCCUCCACGCGACUUUUCUACUCCUCUUCACAUUCUCCACGAUAGCCUUCAAGUUCUCCUAAACAUUCAAAGCUUCAAUUGACAGCCCCCUCACAUCUUCAACAUGGACGUCUACUACUUCUACUCAUACGGCACUGCCGCGUGGAUGGCGCUACAAGCGGCACCCCUCGUUACGUCGCCAACCAUGAUCGUCGCGCUGCUCUCACCAGAGGUGCGCGAAGCAACGACUCUUGAGGUCUACUUCUCCCGCACGCUCGGUCUAGCGCUCGUCACAAUGGGCAUCCUCCAGGUCCUCCUCACAGGCUCCGUUCCGCUGUCUAGUCGAUUGGCUGAAGGAGCAACGACCUCGGCUGAAGACCCCAAAGCACCCUACGCUCUCCCCACAAUGACCAUUACCGCCAUCUUCCACUCCAUCUACGCCUUCUACUGCUAUGCCAUGUGGACCCAAGUGGGUGUCGCGUCCUUUGGUCUAGGAUCCUUUGGUUCAGGCUUCCUCGCUGUUGUUGCUCUGUGGUGCAUUCUGUUUGCAAGCAGUGACGGAAGGAUCAGCAGGAAGACGGGCGCAGACAAGCGAACCAGCGGAUUUCCCUUCAAGAACAACGAGGCCGACAAGCGCAAGGCCCGAUAAGCUCAGACCUACCACCGCGCAACUGAAUCAUGACAAACGGGAUUGGGAAGGUAUUGGAGGACUUUGGUUGAAACAGGGAAUAUUUGGAGUUGUUUCCAUAGCAUGUGCUACAAUGCUGGAGUAACGGCGACAUGGUGGUGAGAUGCCACGAGACGAAAGUUGCAUAGCAUUCAAACAUGAAAUGAAUCACGUUAUAUGAAAGAAACGUAGUCAAAUCAUUCUUACGAG
Messenger RNA from Dothidotthia symphoricarpi CBS 119687, 953 nucleotides. RefSeq lists its product as uncharacterized. Lineage: Eukaryota; Fungi; Ascomycota; Dothideomycetes; Pleosporales; Dothidotthiaceae. The record is from RefSeq and is a predicted model, not a curated record. Bases 201 to 725 code for a protein of 174 amino acids. The transcript is spliced from 4 exons.